AUGACCGGAUUAACCGGUCAACGCAUUGAAGAAAAAGGUGAAAAGGGAAAAAACGGCUAUCCAUCUAAUUUCUCUUCAAAUCGAGGACUUUUUGGUUCUGUAAUCAAUGUUGCCGCCACGUCAGCAACCAAAGUCCGGGACCAAAUCCGUGAUUCACCAACCGAAAGUGCAAGUUCCCGUGAAACCUGGCCCACACCCGACCCAUUAACAGUAUCCAAACCACCAGAAAACGAACAUUCUGUCAUCCGCCAUAUAACUGACAAAAUGUCUCUUAGAGACAUUUCAAGAGAAAGAGUCGAUAUAAUCGCAGAAAGAAUGCAUCAUCUUCCCAACGAGUAUUUAGACAAGCUAAAAAACGAACUCCGUGGUCUUAUCGAAGGAAUGGGUGGUCAUCAACAUAGAGAAGAAUACAUUUUUCUUCAAAAAAUGGUUUUGAGUCGUGGUGAUUUGACCGAAAAGACCCUGGUUAUAGCUCACCGAGGGCAGUUAGAAAUCUUGGUUGCUAUAAAAACUGGAAUCCAAGCUUUCCUUCAUCCAACUGUUAGUCUAUCUCAAGCUUCUUUAAUUGAAAUCUUUUUAUACAAAAGAUGUAGAAACAUCGCGUGUGGAAACCAGAUCCCUGCUGAUAACUGCACGUGUGAGAUUUGUGUAAAAAGAAACGGUUUCUGUAAUCUUUGCAUGUGUGUGAUCUGUAGCAAGUUUGAUUUUGAGGUGAAUACGUGUCGUUGGAUAGGGUGUGAUGUGUGUUCUCAUUGGACACAUACGGAUUGUGCAAUACAUAAUGCACAAAUUGGGAAUGGUGGGAGUUUGGGGGAGAUGGUUUUCAGGUGUAGGGCGUGUAUGAGGACAUCUGAAUUGUUUGGAUGGGUGAAAGAUGUAUUUCAUCAUUGUGCUCCUUUGUGGGAUCGAGAGGCUUUGGUUAGAGAACUUGAAUAUGUGAGUAGGAUUUUUCGGGGGAGUGAAGAAGUUAGAGGGAGGAAAUUGUAUUGGAAGUGUGGAGAACUUGUCGAAAAGUUGAAAACUGGGGUAGCAGAACCUGUGGCUUCAAAGGCUAUACUCUCCUUUUUCCAAGAGUUUGACAUAGACCCCCGAAAACAUGAAGAAAGUGGUGGGGUAAUGGCCCCACAAGAAGCAUUCAACCGAAUAGCAGACGUGGUCCAAGAAGCCAUUAAGAAAAUGGAAAUGGUGGAAGAAGAAAAAGUGCGUAUGACAAAAAAAGCGCGUUUAGCACUGGAGGCAUGCGAUCAAGAACUGAAAGACAAAGCGCGAGAAGUAGCCGCCUUAAAAAUGGAAAGACAAAAAAAGAAGCAACAAGUGGAGGAGCUCGAAAGCAUCGUCAGACUCAAACAGGCCGAGGCCGAGAUGUUUGACCUUAAAGCCGCCGAGGCCCGCCGCGAAGCCGACCGCCUGCAACGGAUCGCGCUUGCAAAAGUUGAAAAAUCGGAGGAUGAUUACGCUAGCAGGUAUUUGAAACAGAGGUUACAUGAGGCUGAAGCUGAAAAACAGUAUUUAUUUGAGAAGAUGAAGUUGGCAGAAACUUCAUCCAGAGGUGGCGGCAGUAGUGGCAGCGGUGGUGGUGGUGGUGGCGGCGGCGGCGGUGUUGGUGGUGGUGGUGAGCCGUCUCAGAUGAUGAUGUAUAAUAAGAUUCAGGAUUUGCUCAAGAACAUGUACACUGCGCCGACAAAAGGAGACGGGCAAGCGAGUGAUAUACGCUCACGUGGGUCCGUUUGAUUUGGUUAUUUUAUUUUAUUUUUUUGGGGAUGAUUUGGAUUUUUUUAUUUUUUUUUGUUAUGUUAUGUUGUUUAUAAUUGUAGUUCAAAGUUGUAGUAACUUAACUUUAUACCGGAUAAGGUAGAGUAUGAUGACCUUGUACUGUGUUUGGCAUGCAUUGGACUCGGAUUGAGAUUGAGAUUGGGAUUUGAGAUUGGGAUUGGGAUUGAUAAUGAUGGUAGUGGGAUAAAACUUGUGAUCUUUGUAAUGCCCUUCUUAUAAAUUUCAUUAAAC
Lactuca virosa is the source of this 2004-nucleotide messenger RNA. Lineage: Eukaryota; Viridiplantae; Streptophyta; Magnoliopsida; Asterales; Asteraceae. The record is from the annotation of a GenBank genome assembly.